Danio rerio (zebrafish) is the source of this 8845-nucleotide messenger RNA. NCBI's taxonomy places the organism in Eukaryota, Metazoa, Chordata, Actinopteri, Cypriniformes, Danionidae. The record is from RefSeq and is a predicted model, not a curated record.
AGUUGAGGGGUCACGUUGGUUGGAUAGUGGCUUACAGUAGCUGACAUGAUGCUGGCAGAACACUAGAGACUCACAGCCACCUGCCUGCUGCAGCUCAACGAGAGCUAUUCACUGUUAAUAAAAGCCCUCGAAGAGGAAGAGAAGCACCCGCCAUUAGGAUCCCUGGAUGCCCGGCGGUGCCCUCGCCCUGGCCGCACACGCAGACUCGAUGGCCAUCAGCUGACCCCCGCGCCCAGGAUGACGGUGAGAGAGCGGCUUCGGCAGAACAUCUCGGCCGCCUUCUACCGGCACGGCCUGCUAUGCGCCUCAUACCCGGUUCCCAUCAUUCUCUUCACCUCUGCCAGCAUCCUGACCUGCUGUUACCCUCUGCUGAAGCUGCCUCUACCAGGAACGGGGCCUGUGGAGUUCACCACUGGAGUACGAGAUUACUCGAUCCCAUCCCAUGAGUCUCAGGGGGACCUGUCAGAGCGACCGGAUUGGUAUCGGGGACCUCCAGUGGCCUACAUCCAGCAGGUGUUGGUCAAGGCAGCGGUUUCACCAUGGGGCAACAGUUUGGUCCCUGUGGACGUGUUUCGCUCUCCUCUUGGUCGAGUUUUCAGCCUUUUGGAUGAGAUCAGAAACCACGUUUACACGGACAGAAGUUUGGAGGCGCUGUGUUUGCAGGUGACAGAUUUGUUGCCAGGUUUGCGGCGCAUGCAGGCGGUCCUUCCAGAGCACGGCUGUCUGCUGGUGUCCCCUGGCAACUAUUGGCAGAACCGGCGUGACCUGUUUGAUGCUGAUCCAGACCUCCUGAAGACAGUCCACCAACAUGAACCCAAAGGCCUUCAUACCUCAGCCACUCUUAGAGAUUUACUCUUUGGCGUCCCAGGGAAGCAGACGGGUGUUAGCUUGUAUAGCAAGAAGAGAGUGGUGACAUACACCGUCACAAUUGCACUAAGCUCCUAUGAUGCAAGGUUUGUAGGCAGUCUUCGAGCACGUCUGAAGCAGCUUCAUCCAUCAGCAAACUGUACUCUGCGUGAAGACCACAUGGUGCACGUCCAUUUUAAAGAAGAGAUUGGCAUCGCUGAGCUCAUCCCUUUAGUCACAACCUACAUCAUCUUGUUUGCUUAUAUCUACUUCUCCACACGAAAGAUUGACAUGGUGAGGUCAAAAUGGGGUUUGGCGCUGGCUGCGGUGGUGACGGUCCUCAGCUCUCUACUCAUGUCAGUGGGACUCUGCACCUUGUUUGGCCUCACACCUACACUGAACGGAGGGGAAAUCUUCCCCUACCUUGUGGUGGUAAUUGGUUUGGAGAAUGUUCUAGUCCUCACCAAGUCUGUCGUGUCAACGCCUGUCGACCUUGAAGUCAAACUGCGUAUCGCUCAAGGUCUGAGCAACGAGAGCUGGUCAAUCAUGAAGAAUAUGGCCACUGAGCUGUGCAUCAUCCUCAUUGGAUACUUCACAUUUGUCCCAGCUAUUCAGGAGUUCUGUCUGUUUGCUGUGGUGGGUCUGGUGUCCGAUUUCUUCCUUCAGAUGUUUUUCUUCACCACUGUGCUGUCUAUUGACAUCCGCCGCAUGGAGUUGGCUGAUCUCAACAGACGUCUGCCAGCAGAAGCAGGGAUGCCUCCUCCUAAACCGGGCACUUUACGUCCCCGGGAGACGCCUCCACCACCUCGUCCCUCACCACACACCAUCACUCUGCAGACUCCAGCGUUUCGCAACCUCCGCUUGCCCAAGAGGCUGAGGGUGGUGUAUUUCUUAGCCCGCACUCGCCUGGCACAGCGGAUUAUUAUGGUUGGCACUGUAAUCUGGAUUGGAAUCUUGGUCUACACUGACCCUGCUGGUCUGAGGACUUUCCUUGCAGCCCAAGUAUCCGAGCAGAGUCCUCUUGGAGAGGCAGGGCUUCCUCCUCACCUGGGUGUUGCUCCAGUAUUUCCCGGCGGACACCCGACCAGCACACUGAGCGUCCUCCCUGCCCCUGAACCCACUCCUCUUCCCGAAAACCAGUCCCAGGGCCACCGAGCAGCCCGUCCAGGAGUCGCCCCCGUCUCAAGCCCUCAGAUCACCUGGGGCUCCGAAGAUGAGGAGCUGUGGAGGAGGCUUUCUUUCCGCCACUGGCCCUCACUCUUCAGCUAUUACAACAUCACUCUUGCAAAAAGGUACAUCAGCAUUCUUCCAGUCAUCCCCGUGACGCUUCAUCUGAGCCCACAGGAGGCCAUAGACACUCGGCACCCGCAGGACACACAGCACGCUCCUCCUCCUCCUCCCAGCAUCAAGACUUCUGAUCUGCAGACGGACCUCACACUCUACAAAGUGGCAGCUCUUGGGCUUUUCGCUGGUGUUUUGCUGGUGCUCUUACUCUUCUGUCUGUAUCGUGUGCUCUGCCCUCGAAACUAUGGGCAGAACGGUGUGCCCCAUGGCCGUCGUCGUCGUGGAGACCUGCCCUGCGAUGAGUACGGAUAUUCACCCCCCAUCAGUGAAAUUUCCCCUCUGCUGCUGAGAGGUCACAGUAUGGACAUUGAGUGUCUGGCCAGUGAUGGCAUGCUGCUGGCCAGCUGUUGCCUGGCAGGACAGAUCCGUGUAUGGGACGCACAGACUGGAGACUGUCUCACUGUUAUACCCAACAAAGGCCUGCGCAGGAGCAGCAGCAACGGUUGUUGGGAGCACCGUGAUGGCUGGGAUCACAUCAGUGCUUUUGAAGUAGAGGGAAUAGCUACAGACUUUCGAGAACCAGGAGGAGCGAUGGGAGGCCCAGAUGUAGAUAUUUUCGCUAUAAGGAGGAGGACCACCCCUGCUCGUCCUGCACUGUUUGGAGACCAACCAGACCUCACGCCUCUCAUCGACACCAACUUCGGGGCGCUGCCUCCAUCUCAGGCCCUGAGCGGCUCUGGCUUUGACUUUGGGAGUUUGGUGGAGAAAGCGUACCAGGAGCAUGAGCCCUCUCCAGUGUUGGUCUUCCCUCCGUCUCCUCCAGCCUCACAGCAGAGACGCCGCAGCCUCGGGGAUCAGCCGGUCCUGCCUCCUGAGCUCCCUCCACAGAGCAGUGCAGACUGGGACAGCUCAGUGUGGGCCAUGGAGCUCAGGGGGAACCUCAUUGCUACGGGCCGCAGCACUGGAAAAUUGGAGCUGUGGGAUGCAGUAGAGGGAUCUUUACGGUGCAGUAAUGAAGAUGGAGUUUCUGGAAUUACAGCCUUGGCUUUUCUUAACAACAGAAUUGUUGCAGCCCGAUUAAAUGGCUCACUGGAUUUUUUCACAGUGGAGAUCAACAAGCCACUCGGGUUGCUGCAAUAUCGAGGACCACCAGGCCGAGGUAGUCUACCACCGUCCCCCUGUUACAGCAGCGAGGAUGUAAUCAGCUGUCAUCUCACUCGCUCAGUACAGUGUGCCCAUCAGAAACCCAUCACUGUGCUGAAAGCUGCUGCUGGCAGAGUGGUCACCGGCAGCCAGGACCAUACAGUCAGGGUGUAUCGUUUGGAGGAUUCUUGUUGCCUCUUCACCCUGCAGGGCCACUCAGGUGGUAUAACCGCCAUCUACAUAGACCAGACUAUGGUUCUAGCCAGUGGAGGCCAAGAUGGAGCCAUCUGCGUGUGGGAUGUCCUAACAGGCAGCCGGGUGAGCCACGUGUACGGUCAUCGUGGUGAUGUCACCUCACUGGUUUGCACAACAUCCUGCAUCAUUAGCAGCGGUUUGGAUGACCUCAUUUGCAUUUGGGACCGAAGCACAGGCAUUAAGCUGUACUCAAUACAACAGGAGGUGGGAUGUGGGGCCAGUCUGGGGGUGAUUUCUGAAAAUCUGCUGGUGACCGGAGGACAAGGCUGCGUGUCAUUUUGGGACCUGAACUAUGGGGACCUGCUGCAGACGGUGUACCUGGGGCCGAGCAGUGAAGGUCAGAGCGUCCGGCAGCUCCUGGUUUUGGACAACGCCGCCAUCAUCUGUGACUUUGGUAGCGAGCUCAGUCUGGUCUAUGUGCCCUCUGUUCUGGAGAAGCUGGACUGAGCACAAACACACAUGAACAGCAGCCUGCAGAUUCGCAGAGCGGCUGGCAACCCAAGCACUCACCCUUUAAAGAGCAUCACCGCUGGGUCACUGCACACAUGAAUGGCGUUUACAUGUCCUCUUAUUGUGCACCCUACACUGAGUAGGGAGAAAGCGGACGAGUUCUAGCACAUCUGAGCCGGAUGGAAAUCUUCUUCUCUUGUCGUUCAUCAGGCCUGAACACUUUUUUUACUUUUUGCUAGAACAUUAUACAGAUUAUUCUGUGUGAAUCUAGAUAUGAGGGUGUUAAAAAAAGCUGCUGACAGCGAGAGGUGGCUCUCCUGCCCUGCCUUAAGAUGCCCAUGUGUGUGAGUGUGUGUGUGUUUGAUGGUGAAUGCUGUCCAGCACUAAGAGAUCACCAUAAUAUUUGCAAGAACGAAAGGUUGUGGAUGGGGCAGAAAAAGGCAGAGUUUGUCCUGCUGAAAGGUUUGAAUCUCAUGAGAGCUGUAGAAAUGUACAGGUUCUUCUUCACCCCGUAAUCAAAAGAAUUUUCAGAGCUUUGAUUACAGUGGAAGGCCUGUAUCAUAAUAACCGCAUAGGAAGAUGAACCAUUGGUCAGGAAAAAGCUAUUUUAGGGUCAUUAUUUUUCUAAUAUAUGUAUACACACACACACACACACACACACACACACUACAUGUUAUUAUAACUUAUUACUAAAUUAUUACUAAAUUAUUAAUCUUUUUCAAUUCACAACUGUAAGUUUGAAGGGGGUCGCACACCCAAUGCAGCGCUCGACAGUUGAAAGUAUCACACACCAGACGCGCACAAUCGAAAGUCAUUUAAUAUAAAACUAUUCAGAUGUCGCUCUGUGGCACGGCAGAAGUCGUAACUGGGGGCCACUGUGCUUACCCUAGGGCUGGGCGAGAAUGCAAAAAAUUAUUUUCCAUAUUAAACGAUAUAUAUUUUAAUAUAAGUCAUUAAUGCUUUUAGAUUUAAAAGAGUAGCCCAACAAUGACUGAAGGGUCCAGUAAAUGGCCAAACAUUUUUGGCAGAUAAAUAUUCAGUGCCCGAAAAUUUGGAACAUCUCUAAUAUCAGCACACUUCUAGAUUCCAUUGUUGCACAUUUCUGCUGUGUCAUUGGCUCUAAGAUCAAUAUAGAGUGAAAAAGUCCAGAGCUUUUCACUGUUAUUGACAUCAAUUUUAUCGAGAGUCGAUAUAAAAUCGUUUAUUGGCCCAGCCCUAGCGUACCCUGAUAGAAAUCUUUGUUUAGAAUUCUAAAAUGCAUGGGGCUGUGCCAAGCAGCGCAACCCGUGUGCGACCCCCCACCCACCCCCACCCCCCAAGCAAAUUGAAUUUUUGCUAAUGUAACAGAUCUUUACGUCCUUACAGGAUGAUUUUUAUUCUUUUAUCGAAGUGAUCAUUUUUUAAAUGAAAAAAAGUGUUCUACAUUUUCACUAAAUGCUGUCACCGUGCAAAUAAUAGACAACUGAUUAUAUUUGCGACCCAUCACUUCUCGUUUGCUUUUGAUUUUGGGGUGAAACAUCUGGAUGCUGUGUUUUCUGUGAAUGGUCGCGUUAUCAAAAAGCAUACUGUACGUCUGAAUCUCUGGGGAAAAGGCGGAAGGGGGGGGUCUAUCUUUUUAAUAUUGAGAUCAAUUAUUUCUAAGUGAAAUUUCUAACAAUUUGUAUUUGAAUUUAAAACUUAUAGAGAAGUUAAAGCGGAGACGUGGUCAUCAAAUUUAAAACACACCAAAAGCUUUGACUAACUUACACCAUAAUAAUAAGAUCAUAUUGACAUUUUCGGUGUAGUGUCGGUCUUUGUCGGGUAGCCAGAGACAUGAGAAAGCGAGAUGUUCUCAUUUCAGCUCUGCCUUAAACACAAUAGAAAUGUUCACGCGCACAUUAUGAUGUACAUGUAUUACGAGUCACCCAAAGUCAUAUUAAUAGAAAUGCAGCAGAUUUUAGGCUGGAAGGUAAUGGAUAGGGCUGCUUUUUUAUUAUUAGAUGUUUCUAUUUUCUUAUUGCGUUUUUGUUGUAGAUCAGUUUACAGGUUUCACUGAGAUUUUGUUGACAUUAGUUUUUACUGUACAUUUUAUUUUGGGCCCUGUAACCAGGCACAGUGGAUGUGUGUGUUUGAUGAAUAUUAGUGUAUCCAGUCCAGCCCUGCAGAAUCCGCACUAAUGUGUGCAUUGGUUCGGCUUUUUUAUUUAAUACAGCCAUAUCAAUCAAAUAAUUGAUUGUUUUUCCCUGAUGUUCUAGUACUGGGAUUGGUACAAAUGCACAUUUGUUGUCCCGAGAACUUAAACUGAAAUACUAGAAUGCACUGAGAGAACAGUAGCUUUGUUUUGUUCGUUAUUUGUUUGUUUUGAUUUUUUACAGAUAAUUAAGCUCAUACGCAUGUGCGCAUCUGACUCAUUUUGUGUUUUGGUUUAUGAUUUGGUAAGAAGAUAUACCAAAACUUUUCCAAUUUUCAAUGCAAAUAAGUCUUAGGUGGUUUUUACUGCACUUUAGAACUUUAUUUUGAUGCUUUAAAUAUUUUGGGGUUACGGAUUGUUUGUUUUAUCAUGUGUCCCUCCAUUCUUUUGAAAAACAACUAUUGUCCCCAUAAAAAUUAACAAAAAAAAUUGAUUUAUGCAAGUAACUAAAAUGCACAUGCUCCCUCAAUUAUUAGCCAUGUUUUGUGAAUGUAAAUAUUAGUUUGUUUUGAUGAGAGGUUUAGUUUUGCAAUCUCAAACCGUAUAGUAACAUUUGGCCCUCUUUUUGUGCGAUUUUCGUUUUUUUAUAUAUAUACGUUUAUAAUUGGGUUUGCGAUUGUGGCAUUGAUAUGGCUGAGCUUUCACAAGACUGUGUGAGGCUGAUGUGUGUAAUGCAAGGAUGCUCAAAAAUCAUAAAAAAAUAGCAAUCAUUUUAAUUCAGUGUGUGGCCAGUUAUUUCUAAAAAACUAAAGCAGACAGGAGUAGUCCAGAACUGUUUAUUUAUGGAACCAUGUCAGUAUCAGAAAUAAUACAUUUACAAAAUAAAAUUUAUACACCUUUCACAUUUGUAAUAUUUAAUUCGCAAAUUCAAAACACAGUUCGUAAAUAUGCAAAUCUGAUUUGUGAUUUGUAAAUACGCAAACAAAAUUUGUAAUAUGUAAAUCCAAAUCGGAAUUUCAAAAUCCAAUUUGUGAAUAUGCAAAUCCAGUUUGUAAAUUCAAAACAAUUUAAACAUAUGCAAAUGUGAUUUGUAAAUUCAAAAUCCAAUUCGUAAAUAUGCAAAUUUUGUUUGUAAAUUAAAAAAAUUUAGAAACGCGCAAAUCUGACUCGUAAUUUUAAAACAUAGUUCAUAAUAAAGCAAAUUCGAGUUGUAAAUUCAAAGCACAAUUCAUAACUACACAAAACACAAUUUGUAAAUUUAAAACAGUUCGUAAAUAUGCAAAUGCCAUUCGUAAUUAAAAAACCCAAUUCAUAAAUACGCAAAUCCAAUUUGUAAAUUUAAAACACGAUUCGUAAAUACGCAAAUCCAAUUUGUAAAUUUAAAACACGAUUUGUAAAUGCGCAAAUCCAAUUUGUAAAUUUUAAACAAUUCAUAAAUAUACAAAUCUGACUCUUAAUUUCAAAACACAGUGCAUAGUAAAGCAAAUUCGAUUUGUAAAUUCAAAACAGUUUGUAAAUACGUAAAUGCGAUUUGUAGUUUAAAAACACAAUUCAUAAAUAAACAAAUCCAUUUCGUAAAUUCAAAACAAUUUAUAAAUACACAAAACUAAUACGUAAAUUCAAAACACAAUUCAUAAAUACGCAAAAUAUAAUUCAUUAAUUAAAAACAAAAUUUGCAAAUAUGCAAAUCCAAUUCAAAAAUUUUAAACAAUUCAUAAAUAUGUAAAUGUGAUUUGUAAAUUCGAAAUUCAAUUCAUGAUUAUGCAAAAUCCAAUUUGUAAAUUAAAAAUACAAUUCAUAAUUAUGCAAAAUCCAAUUCAUAAUUUAAAACACAAUUCGUAAAUAUGCAAAAUCCAAUUCAUAAAUUCAAAAUCCAAUUCAUAAAUACACAAAAUUCAAUUUGUAAUUCAAAAACACAGUUCUUAAAUCCACAACAUUUAAUUCGUAAAUUAAACACAAUCUAUGAAUACGCAAAUCCAAUUCGUGAUUUCAAAACACAAUUCAUAAAAGCACACUUGUAAUUACUUUGGCAAAGUGUUUUGGAUUUCUACUUGUGAAUUCACAAAUUGUUUAGAAUUUACGAAUUAGAUUUUGUAAAUGUGAAAUGUGUUGUGGGUAUUUCAGUUUUAUUUUUAAAAAUGUUUUAUUUUUGAGAAUCAUCUGGCUCCAUACUUAUUUGAGUGGUUGGAAAUGGCUCUCAGACUAUGAGAUUACAUAUUAACCACGUGAGAACCAACUGCUGAGAGAAGACAAUGAUUUAUUAUCCUUGGCAUGGCCAUACUGAAAGCAUCAUUUACUUGAUGGCCAUAAACAAUGUCAGCUGUUUUUAGUGUAUUGUGAGGAGUGAAAUAGCACCGCGCUCCAUUGUGUUCAUUUUACUCUCCCGUCUCAGAGGAGUACAUUCCUAGACAUGAUUCGAUGUUUGCGGUGUUGAAGUGAAAUACCGCUCUCGACUUGCUGUAUCUUUUACUGCUGCUGAAGUAGGAGUGGGGUGGAGGAUCUUUUAAAGUGAUGUGAAAUGCCUGAAUGUUGCACUGUUUCUUAAGAUGGGGAGGGGGCAGAGACAGAUUGAUUGGGUGUAAAUAUUGUUUUUGUUUUUUGUUGUUGGGGGGUUGCUCUGCCCUCUUCUCAAUCUUUCCCAAAUACACUACACAGUGUAACCAGACAGUAGAGGAUGUAACUAAUGCUCUGUUUUAUUUUUAACACAGGAAAAAAAACAACUUUGUACUAAUUUGCAAAUAAAAAGGCUUUCAUACA